AUGAUUUUGUUAGUUUCUGAUACUGCUGACGUUGUCAAUUCCGUCGAAAUUCUCAAGAGUCAUUAUGAUUAUGAUUAUGAUUUUUACUCUUUAUCGGACAUUUUUAUGAAUUUUUUAAAGAUAAUCAUAUAUAGACAAUGGAUAAACAAUUAUUAUGUUCUCUAUUUAAGAAUAGAUCAAGUCAGAAAUCAAUGGAAGCAAGAGAGGAAAUCAUAUCCAAAGGCAAAAGAGUUAGUUUUAUAUAGAUGGGAAGAUAUGAUUCGAAAUCCAAUUCAAUUAGUUAAGCAUCUAUAUUAUACAGAAUUGAAACGUUUCUACUUGACGAUUAAAAGUAGCUUGUAUUGGCGAGCUGAUGGUCAAUAUCCUACUGAUUUCUCUUUUGAGAAUCAGUACUUCAAACAUUCAGAUCUAUAUUUCAUACUCAAACAUAUUGUAAAGCUUAAUGAUGUCAAAUUCUUUGAUUAUGUGGUCGAAAUACUUUCAUUUCUUAGUUUCGACUACAUUACGAUCAAAAGAUGUCAUUUUGAUUUCGGUGAACUUUUGGCAUUGGCUGCACAGUCUAAUAGUUUAGAGAUUGUAAACUACAUUAUUAGAGCACAUAAUUAUACGAGAAGAAUAGAUCUAAGUGAUCAAGACUAUUUAUAUGCACUUUCAAGAUCGCCAUUUUCAAAGAAUUAUGAAAUAUUCUCAAAGUUAACAGAAUAUGCAAUAAUACCAGAACCAAACAAUCGAAAGUACGAGAAAAACAUCGCAAAUCAACAGAUUAUGUUAGAAUGUUUUAUGAAUUCAAUUAGAUCAGGUCAGGUUGAAUGUGUUGAAUGGUUACUUUCUCAAACAAAAUGGAAUCCAUUCACCUCUGUCAAAGAUAGUGAAACACUUUUAACAUACGCAGCAGAAUCUGGUUCAUUAGAGAUGAUGAAGUGGCUAAAAGAAUCUUUCAACUUUACAUUCUUUGAUCGAAGCUCCCUAGCUCAUAGUGUUAGGAUGAAAAGAUUGGAUAUUUUCGAAUGGAUAUGUAGAUGUGAAGUCGAAAAGUUAGGAAACGAUUCUAAAUUACUUGGUAGUAAUAUGUUUAACAGAAUUGGUUUUUAUUUGGCCUCUGUUGUUCGGUAUAGAUAUCUAGAGGGUUUAGUGUUUCUUUUUGAAAAAGGAGUUCCUCUUGGAUCCAGGAUAUGGGUGGAAGUUGCCAAAAGUGGUGAUUGGGAAACAGCUAAUUGGCUGAUUGGAAUUGAACCAAUCAAUAUUUCAUAUCCUAUUGAUUUCGCUGCAUCAAACGGUAAUUUAGAAAUGGUAAAAUGGCUGAAUCAGGUCAAACCGAAUGGUUGUGAGGAUGCAAUUGAAAAGGCAAUCUAUGGUGGCCACUUGGAAUCAUUACAGUGGUUAUAUGAAAAUAGAACGGAACGAUAUUUAAAGGCGAUCGAUGAUGCUGUCACUUACAAUAGAAUGGACAUAAUCGAAUGGUUGAAAUUGAACGAUCGAGACUUGUUUGACCAACGACCAACAAAUAAUGCUGUCAAGAUUGCGAUGAUCAACCACAAAUUCGAAAUGGUAAAAUUCGUUCAUUCCAACUAUCCGGAAUAUAUAAACGGAUUGUCGGAUGAUGAAAUGAAUGAUGCAUUGGCAAUACUGUUAAGACAUGACGAAUUGGAAUUGUUUUUGAUUUACAAAGACAAACUUGGUGACAAAGCCGAGAUAGCACAAGCCAUCAUAAGUUCCAGAUACUCUGAAGCCUAUAGAGUGGCUAUCCAUUGUUUGGAUUCUUUAGAUGCAAGUGAAAUGCCACCAGAAUUUCUUUGGAGAAAAGCCAUCCAAAAUAGCGAUCUGCAUACAAUUAACAAGUUGUUGGCCCAUAAACUAAGUCCACAGUUAUCUGUUUACUUGAUCCGUUAUAUCAGCGAUAUCAAAGUAUUGGAGUGUAUCAUCGAAAACUAUUAUUCAAUAUUUUGUACAAUGAUAGCUUUUCCCGGUGAAAUUCUCUUUAGACUCUUUGAAGGUAGACAAUAUCACAUGGUUGUUCAUUAUUUACAGAGACCCAGAUAUGAUUCCUAUGUCAGUGAAACACAUUUUGGCGGGAAAUAUAAAUUGGGCAAACAUCAUCUUCCAAUAUUCGAACUAUAUGAUACCCAUAGAACAAGAGCAAUUACCCGCCUAAAAGAAGCUGCAUUUAUGAACGACCAAAUUUAA
This is a messenger RNA of Heterostelium album PN500, 2184 nucleotides long. RefSeq lists its product as uncharacterized. Bases 1 to 2184 code for a protein of 727 amino acids. NCBI's taxonomy places the organism in Eukaryota, Evosea, Eumycetozoa, Acytosteliales, Acytosteliaceae. The record is from RefSeq and is a predicted model, not a curated record. Gene Ontology annotation, molecular function: protein binding. The transcript is spliced from 3 exons.